Paralichthys olivaceus (Japanese flounder) is the source of this 726-nucleotide messenger RNA. NCBI's taxonomy places the organism in Eukaryota, Metazoa, Chordata, Actinopteri, Pleuronectiformes, Paralichthyidae. The record is from RefSeq and is a predicted model, not a curated record.
AGCCAGAGAUACAAAAUGGGAGGCAAGCUCAGCAAAAAGAAGAAGGGGUACAACGUAAAUGAUGACAAGGCCAAAGACAAAGAUGCCAAAGCAGAGGGGGCCUCUGCUGAGGAGAGUGAAGCUCCGAAAGACAACAAAGAUGAGGGCCAGGCUGCCACCGACGCUAAGGAAGUAGCAAACGACACAGCGGCCAAGGAGGCGCCGGCGGCAGACACCGCAGCGGUCAAAGACGAGGAAAAGAACGCAGCUCCCGCCGCAAAGGAGCCCGAGAAACCUGCCGCCAACGCUGAGCCGAAAACAGAGGCGCCGAAGAGCGCGGAGCCCGCCAAGGCCGAGGAGAAACCAGCCGCCCCCGACCCGGCCAAAGAAUCGGCCCCUGCCCCCAAGGAGCCUGAGGCCAAGGCCGCUGCUCCCGCCCCGGCGUCCGAGAGCAAAGAUGAGGCCGACACCAAAAAGACUGAGGCCCCAGCGGCACCAGCAGCCAAAGCCGAGACGGCUCCCGCGGCCUCCCCUGACCCCAAGCCCACAGAGGCGGCGGCGCCGGCUCCCGCACCGGCAAAGGAAACCGCCGCUGCACCUAGUUCAACACCAGCCGCCGAACCUCCGGCCAAGGAGGCGAACGCCACAGAGGCACCAAGCAAGGAUCAAACCGUAGCAGUUCAAGAUUAAUGGACAGCUUCUUUUCGGAAAUGAAAAAAUAAAGUUCCUAACUCAACGACGAUGAAG